Molecule: messenger RNA, 951 nt
Organism: Closterium sp. NIES-65
Lineage: Eukaryota; Viridiplantae; Streptophyta; Zygnematophyceae; Desmidiales; Closteriaceae
Source: the annotation of a GenBank genome assembly
AUGUUUAGCAUCCAGACCACCGACUCUCCCAAGUUCCUCGGGCUCCCGGGGAAGGUGUGGCCGGCAGUGGGCGGUCGGAGCAAGGCGGGCGAAGGGACAGUGUUGGGGAUUGUUGAUACCGGCAUUUGGCCAGAACACCCCUCUUUUAGCAAUCAAGGGAUGAGCUCGAAGCUGCCGUCUGGGUGGAAGGGCAAGUGCGAGCAGUCGAGCUCAUUCCGGUGCAACAAGGUGAUUGGCGCCCGGGCUUUCUACGCCGCGUUCGGCUCGCCCUCGCUGCAAAACGACUGGCUGUCGCCGCGCGACGGGAGUGGCCACGGCACGUGGUGCGCGGGCGCGGCAGCGGGGAACCCUGUGAGCAUGCAGGGCAGCGGGCAGAUGAGCGGCAUGGCUCCUGCGGCGCGCCUUCCCGUGUAUAAGGUCUGCUGGUCGCGCAGCAACGGAGGUGGUGAGUGCAACGGAGCAGACAUCGCGGUGGCCAUCAAUCAGGCCGUGGCUGACGGCGUGGAUGUGAUCUCCAUCUCUUUAGCAGGAGUGGAUUCGAACCAGGACUAUUUCAGCGACCUGCUGUAUUUGAGGGCCAAUACUGCGGGGGUGUUGGUGGUCCUGGCCGCGGGCAACGGAGGAGCCCCUGGGCGGUCGCAGGGAGGUGUCUACCGCACGGUGUCCAAUUUCGAGCCCUUCGUCCUCUGCAUUGGUGCCAGGACUGAGUCCUUCAACCCUCUCAACGCCAUCAUUGUCGCCACUGCCAGGAGCAACAGCACGGGCGACAGCAACGCCACGCUCACUGCCGACGGGGGAAUCACCUUCACUGCCGCCUCCUCCGCCCCCAUGGUCGCCGACUUUUCUUCUCGUGGGCCCCUCGUGCCGCCCUCUGACAUAGCCCCCCCCCCCCCUUGCCAGCUAACGACAUUCUCAAGCCAGAUAUCAUCGGCCUUGGCGUUGACCUUGUAG